AUGAGCCCAAACUACGCCGACUCCAUCAAGCUCGUGGAAGACAACUACUUCCACUGGGAGUUCAACAUGCGGAUGAAGGUCUCGCGCAAGGGACUGCUGGCUCACAUCAUCAAGCCAGAGUUCGACCCGGUGAGCAACCGCGCCACGGAUCAAUGGAAGACCGGCGACCUGAAAGCCCUUGGUGUGAUAGCUGGAGACGUCAGCCUCACGUACCAAGUCUACAUCCGUGGUGCAAUGACUGCAAUGGACGCAUGGGCCCAGCUCCAAGAGCAGUUCAACUGGAACACGCUGAAGAACCGACUCCUCGUGACAAAAAAGCUACACGCUUUCAAGAUGGAGCCCGGUACGCGUUUCGCGGUGCAUGUGGACCAGUUCAAGGAACUGGUAUUGCAAAUGGAAACGAUUGGGGAACCUAUCAAUGAAACCUGA
This is a messenger RNA of Phytophthora nicotianae INRA-310, 429 nucleotides long. RefSeq lists its product as hypothetical. The transcript has a single exon. Lineage: Eukaryota; Oomycota; Peronosporomycetes; Peronosporales; Peronosporaceae. The coding region runs from base 1 to 429 and encodes 142 amino acids. The record is from RefSeq and is a predicted model, not a curated record.